AGCUUCUUCGGGCCGCUGAAACACAAGCCUCAUUUCUUUCGCUCCCUCUGGCACGAAUGAGGCUGGUAGGAGGCCCUCAAGUAAAAAUUGCUUCGAAAUCCUUUAGUGCUCCUUCUUCAGGAAAACCUGUGGCCUCAGGAUCACGGCUGCUUUUGCGCUGGCUGCCGGCUGGACAGCCUUCUGAUGGGCGUUAAGCUUCGGCGUGGCCAUGGACCUUGUUUUCCUCAGAUGACAGAAUUACGUCAAGUUCCCCUCUGCUAUUGCUUCCUUUCCUCACAGGUAGCUGUACCCUGUUUUCUUUAAUAACCUCUUCCUUCCAGAGUCGCCUGCCAUGCCGACAGUCAUUAGUCCAUCCGUGGCCACACGGACGAGGGCCGAGCCCAGGUCCCCAGGGCCAGUGCCCCAUCCAGCCCAGGGCAAGACCACCGAGGCGGGGGGCGGACAUCCAAGUGGCAUCUAUUCAGCCAUCAUCAGCCGCAAUUUUCCUAUCAUCGGCGUGAAAGAGAAGACAUUUGAACAGCUUCACAAGAAAUGUCUAGAAAAGAAGGUUCUUUAUGUGGAUCCUGAGUUCCCACCAGAUGAGACGUCUCUCUUUUAUAGCCAGAAGUUCCCCAUCCAGUUUGUGUGGAAGAGACCUCCGGAAAUUUGUGAGAACCCCCGAUUUAUCAUUGGUGGAGCCAAUAGAACUGACAUCUGUCAAGGAGAUCUAGGGGACUGCUGGUUCCUUGCAGCCAUUGCCUGCCUGACCUUGAAUGAGCACCUGCUCUUCCGAGUUAUACCCCAUGACCAAAGCUUCACUGAGAACUACGCAGGAAUCUUCCACUUCCAGUUCUGGCGCUAUGGAGACUGGGUGGACGUGGUUAUUGAUGACUGUCUGCCAACCUACAACAACCAACUGGUUUUCACCAAAUCUAACCACCGCAAUGAGUUCUGGAGUGCUCUGCUGGAAAAGGCCUAUGCUAAGCUCCAUGGUUCCUAUGAAGCCCUGAAAGGCGGGAAUACCACAGAGGCCAUGGAGGACUUCACAGGAGGGGUAACAGAGUUUUUUGAGAUCAAGGAGGCUCCCAGAGACAUGUACAAGAUCAUGAGGAAAGCCAUUGAGAGAGGCUCCCUCAUGGGCUGCUCCAUUGAUGAUGGCACGAACAUGACCUAUGGAACCUCUCCUUCUGGUUUGAACAUGGGGGAAUUGAUUGCCCGGAUGGUGAGGAACAUGGAUAACUCACUGCUCAGGGAUUCAGACCUUGACCCCAGAGGCUCAGAGGACAGGCCUUCCCGGACAAUUGUUCCAGUUCAAUAUGAAACAAGAAUGGCCUGCGGGCUGGUCAAAGGUCAUGCCUACUCGGUCACUGGACUAGAGGAGGCCACAUUCAAAGGCGAGAAGGUGAAGCUGGUGCGGCUGCGGAACCCCUGGGGCCAGGUGGAGUGGAAUGGCUCCUGGAGUGAUGGCUGGAAAGACUGGAGCUUCGUGGACAAAGAGGAGAAGGCCCGUCUGCAGCACCAGGUCACUGAGGAUGGAGAGUUCUGGAUGUCCUAUGAUGACUUCACCUACCAUUUCACAAAGCUGGAGAUCUGCAACCUCACAGCCGAUGCCCUGGAGUCUGAUAAGCUUCAGGCCUGGACCGUGUCCGUGAACGAGGGCCGCUGGGUGAGAGGCUGCUCCGCUGGAGGCUGCCGCAACUUCCCAGACACUUUCUGGACCAACCCACAGUACCGGCUGAAGCUCCUGGAGGAAGACGACGACCCCGACGACUCCGAGGUGAUCUGCAGCUUCCUGGUGGCCCUGAUGCAGAAGAACCGCCGCAAGGACCGGAAGCUGGGGGCCAACCUCUUCACCAUCGGCUUUGCCAUCUACGAGGUUCCCAAAGAGAUGCACGGGAACAAGCAGCACCUGCAGAAGGACUUCUUCCUGUACAAUGCCUCCAAGGCCCGCAGCAAAACCUACAUCAACAUGCGGGAGGUGUCCCAGCGCUUCCGCCUGCCCCCCAGCGAGUACGUCAUCGUGCCCUCCACCUACGAGCCCCACCAGGAGGGGGAGUUCAUCCUCCGCGUCUUCUCCGAGAAGAGGAACCUCUCCGAGGAAGUUGAAAACACCAUCUCUGUGGACCGGCCGGUGAAAAAGAAAAAAACUAAGCCCAUCAUCUUCGUUUCAGACCGAGCAAACAGCAACAAGGAGCUGGGUGUGGACCAGGUGUCAGAGGAGGGCAAAGACAAAGCAGGCCCCGAUAAGCAGGAGACCCCCCCACAGCCGCGGCCCAGCAACCCCGACCAGGAGAGUGAGGAGCAGCAGCAGUUCCUCAACAUCUUCAAACAGAUCGCGGGCGACGACAUGGAGAUCUGUGCAGAUGAGCUCAAGAACGUCCUUAACACAGUUGUGAACAAACACAAGGAGCUGAAGACGCAGGGGUUCACGCUGGAGUCCUGCCGCAGCAUGAUCGCCCUCAUGGACACGGACGGCUCAGGGAGGCUGAACCUGCAGGAGUUCCACCACCUCUGGAAGAAGAUCAAGGCCUGGCAGAAAAUCUUCAAACGCUAUGACACAGACCAUUCGGGCACCAUCAACAGCUACGAGAUGCGGAACGCGGUCAACGAUGCAGGGUUCCACCUCAACAGCCAGCUCUACGACAUCAUCACCAUGCGCUACGCAGACAAACACAUGAACAUUGACUUUGACAGCUUCAUCUGCUGCUUCGUCCGGCUGGAGGGCAUGUUCCGAGCUUUUAAUGCGUUUGACAAGGAUGGAGAUGGGAUCAUCAAGCUCAAUGUUCUCGAGUGGCUGCAGCUCACCAUGUACGCCUGAACCAGGCGGGCCGUGUCCAAGGCCAGGCAGCAUCGCUCCGGACUUCCACUUUAUCCGGUACAGCUAGAGCCGUUUACCCCCAAGGACUCAGCCACCACAGGCCUCCCGCUGCGUCCCACUUCCCUUCAUCCUGAAGCCAACACUCCCCCAUAGCUUGUGCGAGGCAGACGGCAGAGCUGCCGCGAGUCCCGUCACCUGCGUGCUCUCUCACUCACGGGGCAAUGGCCAAACUUGCACUUGCUUCUGGCUGUUUUAGGGUGGGCCUGGCUUGGGGUGCACGGAUCUGGUGGAACAGGGUUGGACACGUUGGGUUGUCUGACUCCCAAGUUUAGCUGCAUUCAGAGAAAAGUUGAUCUAAAUAAAGGCAUGUGUACAGCUGGU
This is a messenger RNA of Perognathus longimembris pacificus (Pacific pocket mouse), 3178 nucleotides long. RefSeq names its product calpain 3 (gene Capn3). The record is from RefSeq and is a predicted model, not a curated record. Gene Ontology annotation, cellular component: cytoplasm. The transcript is spliced from 24 exons. Gene Ontology annotation, biological process: negative regulation of apoptotic process; proteolysis. Lineage: Eukaryota; Metazoa; Chordata; Mammalia; Rodentia; Heteromyidae. The coding region runs from base 332 to 2797 and encodes 821 amino acids. Gene Ontology annotation, molecular function: calcium ion binding; calcium-dependent cysteine-type endopeptidase activity.